UUUCUGAGCAUGUGCGGUGCUCAGUUUACACCAUAUGCUUUUCAGUGCAAAGUGAGUGCUGGUCACGAUUUGUGCUUCUCAACUUCGGUUAUGGCGACGUAUCCAGGUAUGAAUUUGCGUGGUGAGGUUCGAGAGAGUGUUUCUUUAGAUGAAGACGAUCUUAGUGAUGUGGAGGAUGAGGUUUUUAUUCGUGAUGGUAAAAGCGGCUACAAAUUCGAGGAUAUGAGCGUUAAAAAACCCCUAAUGGCGCCGCGACGCAAAACGGGCAGAUCAGAUUUGGGGGCUCGGAUUAAGAAUCGACCGCACUGCAAGUCAAUUUGUAAAAUAUGCUGUUACGCGUUCAUCGCUUUAAGUGUUCUCGUAGGCCUUAUUAUAUUAGUAAUCAUACUAGUCUCACUAUUCCCGAUACCUUUGGACAAACUAAAGCUGUGGAUAGUUUCGAACACUAGUAGCGAUUCGAUACAGCUAGUACCGUGUAGCGACUUCCGGGUGACGGACGUCUGGAGCGCCACGUUUCCAAAUUUCAUGUCCGAAUCAUCGGUUCAGAUUCUCGACGUCAAUCAGGACGAGGUCGACGAUGUUAUCUUCGGUUUUAGAACCGGCGAAGAUAAUACGCUACCGCAGGAAUUGUACUGCGCAACGUUUUUCGGUGUAACUCCGCCUUGCUCCGGAGGAAUUUUGGCGUUAAAUGGAACAAACGGUAGCACCUUAUGGCGGACUUGGGUAAAUCAGUCUGUUUUUACAGUUAUCUGUACUACCGACAUCAACGCAGACAAUGUUAGUGAUUGUUUAAUCACUGGAAAGGGAGGGAUUUUCUUCAUGCUUGACCCACGAAAUGGUUCUAUUAUAUGGGAAUUCCUGGACCAAACCAAAGAUGUCAAACUAGUGAUGGACAUUUAUUGGGCGAACUUCAUUCCCGACCAGGAUGGCGACCGUAUUCCCGACAUCCUAGUUUCACACACCUCGCAAAAGGGACGGUUUCGUUUAGGUCACCUACUCCUCAUUUCGGGCAAAACCGGCUCUCAGAUACAGAAGAUAGCCACGGCCAUCGAAAUUUACUACACCCCACAACUCGUCAAACAAGCGAACGGAAAUUACUCAGUUCUGUUCGGCACCGGAAGUCCGACGGUACCCGGCAAUCUGACCGUCGUCUCUUUGGACGAGUUUAAAGCCGGAAGUAUAAUUCCGAAAACGAUCUACCAGGAUCGUUUCAAGGGGGUGCUGUCACCAGGGGUGCUGGUGGACAUAACCGGCGAUGGCGUCCUGGACGUUGUGUGCGCCAUGUUUAACACGACCGUGGUGGCAAUCGACGGAAAUAAUUAUACACAAAUAUGGAAUUUUACGGUACCGAGUUCACAAACGUUAAGUAUACCGACACCGGGAUACUUCAACGGAGAUAAUGUAACCGAUUUUCUCAUCAAAUAUCAAACUGGUUCCGAUUUUCCUACUUACUAUUAUUCACAGACCUUCAUUUUAAACGGUAAAACGGGCCUGCCGUUCUACAAAUCGCCGGUUUUCGACAGCGUGGGAUCGCAAAUGGGCGGUUUAACCUUGGGCAUGGAGAGCUACGGCUUGGACGCGUUCGUAUAUUGGAUCGCCGAUUGUAAAAAUUUCGAAGGUCGUCAGAGUAUGUUCGAGUUCAUCCCAGGCAGCUCCAUCCACCAGCAGAGUCACGCCGACCUUUGCAAAUUACGCUUCAACUCGACGAUGUCGACGAAACUGUACGCGCUCAACCAGUUCGAUCAGCCGCCCGGUAUUGAGUUGUACAGUUCAGAGGACAGAGCCGGUUUGGAGUACAACAAUUCAAAACUGCCCAUGGAUGUUAUCAGGUUAUACUUGGAUCGUCAUCCAGAGGUGCAGUUUCAGUUACCGGAUUCGGCGGAGGGUGACGAUUACGAUCAGGGCCCGGUCGGUACUGCGACCAACAAGUAUAAAGACGGGUCCAGCUUCAGGCACAAGGAUAACGGUCAGGGAUUAAUACGCGAUUUUAGCCGAGCUGAAAAUAAGCGAAGGAAGAGUUCUGACCAGAAGCAGCCCAAAUUUGACUUAGAUUACGACUCCCCCGAAAGUUGGCAGUCGAGGAUUUCGACGUUUCCCAUUGACGAUCUUGGAAGCGACUACAACACGUACCUAGACGAGGACGCUUCCAGCGCAUACAUCAACAAAAAACUCGUCGCUCCAGCCGCUAACAACAGAGACCCCCGAAGCAAGUUUGCGACGACCCCGAGCCCGACGUCAACGGCAACUUACGGCAUAUACGAUUACAAGAAUAUCGAAAAGGCGCACACGCGCCUCCUGCACGACCUAAACGAUCUACCGAGCGACAUCUUGAAGGACACGUACUUUAAAAACCGCGAACAUCAACUGCGCAAGUCGCGGUUUGAGCAGCGCGAUUUGAAAUCGCACGAGGAGCGCAUCCGGGAGAGCGCAGACGUGCACAGGAUUAUCGAGGAGGAGAAGAAAUCGGCCCGUAGCGCGCUCGAAACACUCUGGGAUCUCGAAUCGGAAAAAGAGAAGCAGGAGCGCGACGACGGAAACUGGAGGUCAAAGCGCGACGCCAACUACAGCUUCACCGGAAUUCCGAGACUCACGUCAGUCGGUGCGCUUGCCUCGCCGUUCAACUCGUCGAAGAACGCGAUUGAUCUAAUCCUGGUCACUUAUUGGAUUAAUCCGAAGAAGGGCGCCCAGGUUCUUCUGGAGGAGGACUUUCGUUGCAUUAACGAGAAGCUGGCGUCGAAAGAGAACGUUCAACCUCUCGAUAAGGAUGUCUUGGAAGAAAUGCUCAUGGAGGAGUGCCUGGAGAAGCGAGGAGUCUUUUUGAAGAUUCGCACCAAUGACAAUAAUCUUAGUAGCGAUUUAAAAAAUUUCCCUUACUACCAUCAAGUGUCGCGGCUGGGUUUCGGCCAGAUGACCGUGUAUAGAUUGCAGAUUAGGUGCAUGUGUGAGGCUAAACAGGGUAGCAGGUGCGCAAGGUUUCUACCUUUGCAAGAGCAGCCGUGGCCUUCAUACUUAGGAAGAUCGGGGGAUGGGGUUUUUACGACGAGGAAUUAGAAACCUUUGUUGUAAGCGAAAAGUUUUCACGACAAAGAGUAUGGAUCGCCAUUUUAACUUUCAGUGUACGUUUAUUGAUAAGUUUAAAUUGCUCCACUUAUGUAAGGAUUAUCUCCUGAUUAUUUAUUGUCUCCACACUUAAUUACAAAACAAACAUACAUUUACCAUAGUUAUACGGCGUCUAAAACUACCCCUUGAGUCGUCCAACCUUGGAAAACUGGAUCAGUCUCUAUUUAGAAUUCGUGAAAUGGAACCCCAAAUUGCUAACGUUACCUCCGAGCUUGUUUGCGAAAAGGAAUGCGCGAAUGACAAAGGUAACGUAUGAAUUGUACAAAAUUAUUUUUUACUGUAGAAAUUGAAAUUGCUUUAAAUUCCCACGUUGGAUUUUGUGCGAUUGUUCGUUUUGGGCAAUAUUGUCUCUUAAGAUCGCACGGGCUAACGUUGAUUUAAGAUCUUACGAAUUUACUUUGUGUCCACGCGCGAACUUCCCAUCGAUUUCGACGGUCUGUCGAUUUAUCUUACUGUUUUCCUUUAAUUUGCGUAUUUAUUCUCCACUAAAGCUAUCCUUAGGUUUCAACACAAAUUUUACGUAAUCCCACGAACUUUACUCUUUAACCACUACCAGGGUAAAAAUCUCGCGAACUUAAAACGUGGCUUCCCGCUUGACAGCUUACCACAGAAUGUCCAAAGAACAGACUCUACCUCGUCCCUACUUCCUCUAUUUCAUAAAAACCACCUACAAAUUGGCGCUAAUAGGUUUGACGCGGCCAUCUUUAAUCAUUAGCCAAUAGGAUUCGGCCCCUAGUCUAAUCACGUGCGCAUAGAAAACCCACGGCAGUUUAAAAACUACAGCUCAUUAUGAUAAAUAAAUCUUAUUCAUCCGUUUUGGUCACGUAAAGGACAUUAAGAUUGUGUUACCGGCCGUCAGACUGGCGCUGCGCUGAUAAAUUUUCUUGGGCCAUUAAAUGGUUACGACGCAUCGGGUAGCCCAAAUUUUGGUCGAUACAUUCAUUACGAAUGCAUUAACCUGAAAAAUUAAAAAAUAAUCGAAAUUUCAGAAUAAACGACAUUCUAAUGAAACCACCCUGUAUAGGUUUUAAUAUCUAACUGAAAAAUCGCAAAAAAUUUAAAUCCGCACCGGGGGCUCCCGUUACAAAAGCGGAAACAAGCAGCCAUCGUAACCAGAGAUCAAAAUUAAAAUCCAGAAGGAGAAACCGAAACCAGAAACAAGAAUGACAAACAGAAAUCAACAACAAGAAGGCAAAAACAGAUUUGGAACUAAAACACGGAUCUGAAACUGGAACCAGAUGCGUAAAACCGGAGCUAGAAAUUGAAACUAAGAACUGGAAAAUAGAACCUGAGUGUUAACUUGUAACUUAAAAUGGAACUAAAACCGAAAAUAAAAACGGAAAAAGACGAUAGAAUUCAAAGCUAAAAUUAUAACCCAAUAUUGGAAAUCAGAGGCAGAACCGGAAGCAGAAACCGUAGGUAUUAAUGGAAAGUAUAAAUCCUAGUCAAGAAACCCGAACCAAAAAUCGAUAUCAGAAACCUGAACCGAGCCUGGAAAUUAGCAACAGAAAUUGGAUCUGAAACUUGGACCUAGAACUAGGAACCAAAUCUAAAUCUGGAAGUGAAACCGAAACAAGGAAUCGAAGAACGAGAACCAAUAUCGCAACUAGAAACUGAAACAGAAACAGAGGAUAAGAAUCACAAACCGAAGUAUGAAAUCGGGACGAGAAGUCGAACACUACUUGAACUUGACCGGAUUUGGGAACCGUAACCAGAAACCUGGAUUUAAUCGAGAAACCAUAAAUAGAUGAAAACCAGAUCCGAGAAACUGCACUCACAACGCGAUAUCGGAAACCCGGAUGUAGAAACCAACAUAAAAAAUGCUAACUAAAGUCCGGAACUAGAAACCGAAACUGAAACUAGAUCAAUGAAGCGAAAGUUGGAAUUGGAACCGAGAAUUAGAAACCGUAACUAAAAUGGAAACCGAAAAAGCACCAAUGUUUUAAACCGAAACUAGAAACCGGGAGUUGAACUGGAACCAGAACCAUCAGACACCAAAUCCUAUCCAAAAAGCAAACUAGCAAUACUAGAACUAGACAAAGAAACCGGAAACCGGAACGAAAAAUCGUAAUCAAAGGUUUGAAUCAUGAACAGGAAAUAAGGCAGAACCAUGACCACAAAUUUAACCUACAAACGAGAACAAAGGAUCUGGAUCUGGAAACCCUAACGAUAGACCAGAACCAAAAAUCGCCACUAGAGACCAAAAUCAGAGGAACCCAAAAUCCGAGUACUUAAACCGUAACUAGAAGACAGAAGGGCGUCGGGAAACCAAAAUCAAAAACCGAAACUAAAACUUGGAUCUACAAGUUGAAACUAAAAACUCUGCCUGGAACCGGAGUUAUGAAUUAUAACUGAAAACUGGAACUGGGAAGAAAAGACAAAGAAGAAACCCGAACUAGAACAAAACUGGGAAGAUGCAUCAAGAUUCAGAAACCGGACCCAAUUUCGGAACCGGAACCUGGAAGAAGAAACCAAACCCGAAAACCAGAAUAUCGAACAAAAACAAGGAACUUAAAGCAAAAAACCAAAGCUAGAUACAAGUACUAGAGACCAGACCGAACGAAAAAUAUGGACUUUGAGCAGAACCAGAAACCGAAGCUAAGUAUCGCAACUGGAGAUCAAAACCAGAAUCGUGAAGCAGAAACCGAACCCAGAAACAUGAAGCGGUAACCUGAAUAAAAAACCAGAAACAGGUUCGGAACGAAGACUCGGAUUUAAAACCCGAAUAAGAAAACAAACUAGAAGUCGGAUCUAAAGCCAGAGACCAAAAUCAGAAACCUGAACAGAAACGCCGAAUCCAGAAUCACAAAACCGGAAUCAGCAGACUGCACCAGACAAGCAGAUCUGGAACUAAAACUCAGAGCUAGAAACUGGAAAUGGAACGCAAAAUGAAGUUAGGAGAAACCUGAAAUUAAAACCGGAACUUGUCCAGGACAAGAACCGCUAAGAACGGGCAACCUGGAUUGAAGAUCGGGAUCGGAAUCAGGAACGGGAAACAGAACUACAAACGAGAAUUACUAGAAACAAGAACUGGAAACUCGCACAAUAGACAGAAACCAAAAAUCUCCGCUAGAGACCAAAAUCAGGACUAAGAAUCCGGGUACAUAAACCGGAAUCACAAAUUGGAACUAAAAAACAGGACGAGGUUGGAAAACCAACCAUAACUAAAACUCGGAUCUAGAAGUCGGAAGUAAAAACUGUAACUGGAAGCGGAGUUACCAAUUCUAAUUGAAAGCUGGAACUCAAACCGAAAAUAUGAACGGAAAAACACAAUCCAAAAUUAGGAACCUGUAUUUGAAACGGCGGGGGAUUGAAACCAGAACCAUAACAAUUCUAGAGAGGAUCCAGAAACCGUAACCAGAACCAUGAAGAAGAAACCAAACUCGAAAAACGGAACCUAAAACAGACACCAAAGCUGGAAAUAUCAACCAGAGACCGAAAUUAGAUACCGUAGACAACAACCGAACUCAUAAAUCCUAGUAGACUAGACUUAAAAAUCCUAGAAACCCCUAAGCUUCUAAAAGUCCUAAAGAUUCCAACAAUCCUAAAAAUCUACAUACAUAAGAGGAAUGAUCCUAAAACGGUAAUGGAAAUCCCGAAGAACCCAAAUACAAAAAAAAAUCUUAAGGAUCCUAAAAAUUCUAGAAGACCUAAACAUCUUAGUUUACUCAAAAUCCCACGAUCCUAAAAAUCGCAAAGGACCUAAAAAUAAUAAAAAAAAUUAUGAUGAAUAUUCAAAUCAUGCUAAAAAUCCUAAAGAUCGUAAAGACCUUAAAUAUUCAAAAGAUUUCUUAUAAAUCUUAAAGAUCCGAAAAUUUUCCAUUUUCUAAGUUUUUCCAAAUAUUAUAAAAUAAUGUACAAGUUUUUAAAGCGGUCCAAAAAAUCCGAAUAUCUCAAAGAUCAUAAUAAUUCUAAAGAUGCUGAAGACGCUAAAUACUCGAACGAUCUUAGAAUUCCGAUAAGAUGGUGACCCGUAUGGGUUUGUACUAUCAAAGCGGCCUGUUUCUUCUAAUCCAUAGCCUCGCCAUAUAUGUUUGUAGCGUCCAAACAACAAAAACUUGGUAACCUGCGAGUGUGACGCAAAGACGUUUCUAUUUUGCCCCCCCCCCCCCAUCAAAUUACCCUCAACUGACCUGAUUUUAAAAUAAAAUAAUACUAUUAUUACGGAUUGAAUGUUAAAAUGGCGUUCCAUACUCAAAUUUUUGUCUUGAAAGCUUCAAAAACACCUUAUAACUACAUGCCCAAAGUAUCUUAUUAAUAAGAUCAUAUUAUACAUUGUUAGCGUUAUAUUUAGCCCACUUUAUGUUGCUUGUUUAAUUGGGUUAAUUGUUUUUGAUAUCUACCAUAUUCUAUUUGGCAUGACAAUCGUGAAUCCUUUUGGUUUUUGGCUCCUUGCACUCGAUGAUUCAUUCCAAUGGUCCAAUUUCUAGCACAUUCACGAGGUUUUAGGGUAUGGAGUCGAAACAAUCUUAAUACCACAAUUUUGUUGGACAACCACUUUGAAAACAAAUUUUAGGAAGUCAGUCUUACUACCACUCUAGGAUUGUAUUCCAAUGAGAAAGAAAAAAAAAAGGCACUGGUAACUGGAUGUGAGCUUGUAACAGGAUAAUCAGAUGUGACGUGACAAAUCCAAGAUUGGGGCUUUUUCUUACCUAUGCAAAGUCUGCUUGUUAUGACCGCCUUUUCACAGUCUGCCAAGUCUAUAGUUAGCGCAAACAUCAUUAUCUUCGCGAAAAUCUCUAAUCUGUGUUGUGUCAUCCCACAUCCUAAUGGCCCAUCAAGUAUCAACCUGAAUGAGCUAUCGACUGCAGGGAUUUAUGACUGACGUGUGUUUUACAAUAUUUUAAUUUUAAUACGAAUCACGCACAGAGUAUUAAAACGCGUGAAAUAUAUCUACUUUUAAGUUCUAAUCUGUAAAAUAUAUGAAUGUAUAAAAUAAAGAUAUCCUUUGUA
This is a messenger RNA of Photinus pyralis (common eastern firefly), 8073 nucleotides long. RefSeq lists its product as uncharacterized. The transcript is spliced from 13 exons. Lineage: Eukaryota; Metazoa; Arthropoda; Insecta; Coleoptera; Lampyridae. The record is from RefSeq and is a predicted model, not a curated record. The coding region runs from base 10 to 3051 and encodes 1013 amino acids. Gene Ontology annotation, molecular function: protein binding.